Eucalyptus grandis is the source of this 627-nucleotide messenger RNA. Its product is annotated as cytochrome P450 76A1-like. Lineage: Eukaryota; Viridiplantae; Streptophyta; Magnoliopsida; Myrtales; Myrtaceae. The record is from RefSeq and is a predicted model, not a curated record. Bases 1 to 627 code for a protein of 208 amino acids. The transcript has 3 exons. Gene Ontology annotation, molecular function: heme binding; oxidoreductase activity, acting on paired donors, with incorporation or reduction of molecular oxygen; iron ion binding.
AUGAGGGUAGAGAGGGAGAUCACCUCGGAUUCCCGCAACGCCUUCCCCAGGGAAACUUGGGGCGUGGUACAGGAAAAUAAAGAAGUCAGUCGAACUCCCCCUCUUACGAGGGUAGAGAGGGAGGUCACCUCGGAUUCCCCAACGCCUUCUCCCAAGUCAAGCGUGGGGCUGCUGAUUGAGGCGAAAAAACUCGAAGAAUCCAUUGCCCCUAAGGCCCCGAGGCGUGCCAUUCCUCGGUUCUCCGAAUUUGGUGCCUCGGCACUAAAGGGCAGUAACAUAUUCCUAAACGAGGGUUAUAUCCACAGGGACCCCAUGAUUUGGGACAAACCGACGGAGUUUAGGCCCAAGAGGUUCUUGGAAGAUCCCAGUAAGUAUGACCUCUUGGGCAACGACUUCACGCACUUGCCUUUCGGUUCCGGUCGAAGGAUAUGCGCAUGGCUCGCACUGACAGAGAGGAUGCUGACGUUUUCUUUGGCCUCUCUUUUGCAUUCAUUCGAGUGGGAAUUACCGCAAGAGGUGGAGCUGGAACUAUCGGACAAGUUCGGGAUUGUGGUCAAGAAAUUGAAUCCCCCGGUGGCCAUUCCCAGGCCGAGAUUAUCCAUUCCAAAGCUCUACAUGUCAAGAUAG